This is a messenger RNA of Anguilla anguilla (European eel), 7927 nucleotides long. It is a transcript of the gene ahr2, whose product is annotated as aryl hydrocarbon receptor 2. Gene Ontology annotation, molecular function: transcription cis-regulatory region binding; protein dimerization activity; nuclear receptor activity. Gene Ontology annotation, cellular component: nucleus; aryl hydrocarbon receptor complex. The record is from RefSeq and is a predicted model, not a curated record. Gene Ontology annotation, biological process: regulation of transcription by RNA polymerase II. Lineage: Eukaryota; Metazoa; Chordata; Actinopteri; Anguilliformes; Anguillidae. The transcript is spliced from 11 exons. Bases 347 to 3544 code for a protein of 1065 amino acids.
GUUUGGGGGCAGUAGAGAGUGACAGCUUAAAAAAAUUGAAAGGAAGAAGGAAAAUUUGCUCUGAUCACGCCAUUGCUAUCCGCUGUGGAGCGGAAAACUUUCCAAAACUUUUAACCUUCCAGCAGUCCUGGAUUUAUCCGUGUAUCGGGCAGAGUCUAUCCUGAAACCUUGGAUAUGGCAGUUUCUCACUGACUGUGCCUGUCAACCAUCUCAAUCUCUGAGGAUUUUAUGAACGAACGUUAUAUCCCUGGACUUAUUUUAACGUGCUUCUUCGAAAUCGCCAGCAAGGGGUAGAAGGACUUUGGUAGAUAGCUACAUUUGAAAACUUUUACAAGAGAAAAUAAUAAUGCUGGGCCCUGUGGGGGUAUAUGCUGCAAAGAAGCGGAAGAAGCCUGUACAGAAAAUCCCAAAGCCCCCGCCCUCCGAUGGAGCAAAGUCGAACCCCUCGAAGCGCCAUCGGGAUCGGCUGAACGGCGAGCUGGACAAGCUGACCAGCCUGCUGCCCUUCUCGGAAGACGUGAGGGCGCGGCUGGACAAGCUGUCGGUGCUCCGACUCAGCGUUGGCUACCUGAAGGUCAAGAGCUUCUUCAAUGCGACCAUGCAGAAGGGCAGCACGGGCUGGCUGGGGGACCGAAGCUUGGUCUUUGGCGGGAACGGGCACAGCGUGGCUUCCAUCGAUGGCGUCACUUUUUCAGAAGGGGACCUCCUGCUUCACGCCCUGAAUGGCUUUGUCCUGGUGAUCACGGCUGACGGAUACGUGUUCUACUCCUCCCCCACCAUACAGGACUACCUGGGCUUCCACCAGUCUGACGUUGUCCACCAGAGUGUGUUUGAGCUGAUCCACACCGAUGACCGCGAUACGUUCCGGCGCCAGCUUCACUUCGCCCUCAACCCCAACCGAGCCAGCCCGGACCAAGGAGGGGACAAUUGCCUGACAAGCAUCCAGUGCAACAGUGAACUCACCACCAACGCUGUGACCUAUGACCCCCAACACAUCCCCCCAGAGAACUCCUCAUUCCUGGAAAGGAGCUUUGUGUGUCGGUUCCGCUGUCUCCUUGACAACUCCUCUGGCUUCCUGGCCUUGAACUUCCAGGGGCGACUGAAGUACCUCCACGGCCAGAACAAGCUGUCCGAGGACGGGACCGUGGGGCACCCCCAGCUGGCCCUGUUCGCCAUCGCCACGCCCGUCCAGCCCCCCUCCAUCAUGGAGAUCCGGACCAAGACUCUCAUCUUCCAGACAAAGCACAAGCUGGACUUCACACCUUUGGGCAUUGAUACCAGAGGGAUGGUGGUUUUGGGGUACACAGAAAUUGAGCUGUGUCUGAGAGGCUCGGGAUACCAGUUCAUUCACGCGGCAGACAUGAUGCACUGCGCGGACAACCACAUCAGAAUGAUAAAGACCGGCGAAAGCGGUUUCACGGUCUUCAGGCUCCUGACCAAGAUGGGAACAUGGGUCUGGGUCCAAGCCAAUGCCAGGCUUGUGUACAAAGGAGGAAGGCCCGACUUCAUCAUUGCCCGCCAAAGACCGUUGACAAACGAGGAAGGUGAGGACCACCUGCGGCAAAGGAGGAUGCAGCUCCCGUUCAACCUUGCCACUGGUGAGGGUGUCCUGUACGAAACCGGCCCCAACCUGGACUUUUCCGUAAUGCCGGGGAACAGCAAAGCUCCUAAAAUCCGGAAGAUGCUGGACCAGAAACCCCUGGACCCCGACUCCCUCCUAGGCUCCCUGCUGAAGCAGGACCAGUCGGUCUACAUCCAGCCCCCUGACUCUGACCCUCAGUUCUCCCUGGAAAAAGUUUUUAUGGACAGCCAUCCCCUGUUCAAUGUUCCCAGUGACAGCUGGAAGCAGGGGAUGGCGAAACCCAACGGCACGGUCAAGGAGGAGUCGCCGAUGCAAGCGAUGAUGGACACGCUGGAGCAGAUAAUAGGCAACCGUAACUUCUGCUCUUCCCUGGAAGAGCUGGAACCAGCAGAGCUGCAGGAGUGGGAAAACGCCCUGCUUAGCAUGAACACCAACACCAAUGACAUCACAGCGGGGUUUGACGACAUCCUCACCAAUGACAUCUUCUCCUACGUGGAAGAGGCCCUCUUCAGGGAGAACGGUGUGACUACGAGCGCAGGCAGGCCCGAGCAGCUCGCCGCCAUGGAAACUGCCGCUGCGCGAGACUUCCCUGCCAAUCCACUCGUCGACCCGGGCACUUUGGUGGGAGUGCCAAACGCCUUGUCAGAGGUGGAGUUACCGGCCACCACGAUACCUGGAAACCAGGGCUUUAACCAGCAGAACUCGAUCCUUGGUGACCAGGUAGUGGGGGAUCCCCAGGCUAAUUUCUUGGGAGUCGGAGGCCAAGGUCUGCUGGGGACAGGAAGUGAGGUCAGAGGCGCGCAGAAGCUCACGCACAUGGGCCCUCCAAUCCAAACUCAGAUGCAGCCCAUUCUGCAGCAGACACAGUCUAAUGAUGUGUUCACACAGCCUCUGAUGCUCAAUGAGCUCUGCGCUCAAAAUGGCCUCCUGAACUUUGACCUUACCUCUGCCGGGUCCUGUGCUCAGACUACCAGCCAGUCAGGACAAGGCCCUCCUGUCUCACAGACCAAUCACAACCCCAGUAAAGUCAACGUCCUGGGACUGUGUCCCAAGAAACAAGUACUGUCUCCUCUUAACACCACUAGGCAGGUCCAUCCCAACCCAAUGACUCUUCCCCUCCAGAACCAAAUGCACUUGGGAAUGUCAGUCCAGCCAGUGGCAUGCCAACAGAAAAAUUCCAUCAACCAAUCAGACCAGGCAGCCACGAGCCAGGAGGGCCAAUGGGCUCCCUCCAUCCCCAGCGUUGAUUUUGCAGACAACCUGCCAGAGGCCUGUGCCCCAAACGUUCAGCCGGGCCUCCUCAAUCCGUCACUGUCCACCUGCCUUCAAGGACAGUUUACCCUGCAGACCCAGAACAGUCAAAGGGUGCCGUCAUGGCAACAGCAACAGCAGCCGCCUCUACCUUCUGAAACCCCAAACGGACACCAGCGCCUCCCCGGCGGUUUGAGCCAGUCCCAGGGCUUCCAGAGGUCACUUCCUGUAGGCUUCCUGCAUCAGAACCCGCAGAACUUCAGGGUUGGCUACGCGACCCAAAAGACCCCCGUCCCGCCCCAGACUGUGGUCAGCAGCUGCAUGUUCGAGAGCGGCAACCCCCCCGCCAACGGCAUGCGCUUCGGCGACGUGGGGGCGCUGGUGGGCUCCCCCUGCCCGACCCAGGUGCAGCCCUACAACCAGAGCCCCCCGCAGGCGACCUGCUACUUCCAGAGGAACGGCAGCGAGCCCGUCGUGGGCUCGUCGGUCAUCGCGCAGGGCGACGCCACCAUCAGCCCGCAGACACGCCCGAUCCCGCACGCCUUCGCUCCGGACGGCCUGCUGGCCCCAACAAAUUAUUUGAGCUGCAGCGAGCAGACGCAGAUCCCGGGCCAGCCGCCAGAGGAAAAUGGACAUUUCUCCUUCCCUCCUCUCAACAAUGGAACCACAUAUUUUUCCGAGAACAAUCAAACCAACUGUUGUGACUUCUAGAGGGGCGGGGAGCGCUGAAACGCGGAGGCGCUGAGAUUUAGCACUCCUCCGCAAACGAGGAAAAAAAAAAAACGUUCCCGCGCUCGUGUCCGCGUCCCUGGAAUUUCUCCCUCUUCCAGAUUUUGGCCAUGACCCCAGUGCCUCCUCGUCUGUAACACCCGUAGACGCGGACACGAGUCAGCUUUGGCCCGCCAGCCGGUGGUUUUGGUAAGAGAGACACUGCAAAAGGACACUGGCUGGAGCUCUAAACCAGCACGACGUGCCUCGUGCGAUUCGCUUCCCCCCCUUUCGUUUUGUCUGGAGCGACACAGCAAGUCACAAUGGAAUAUAUUUAUUGAUUUUUUUGUUUGUUGCUGUCAUUAUUUUUGCAUUGUUCCAUGUUAUUUGUGUCAGUUUUUGUUUCCGCGGAAACGUUUGAGCGGAGUUGCGUAAACCAAUAGCAGUCAGUGUGGUAGCAGUCGAGUUCAUCAGCUGUGGACGGUGGUCUUUUUGAGGGCGUCGUGCCACGCGAAAUUUUCCGCAGGUUUCCCGACGUCCGUGGCGUGUGAAUUGGCUUGUUUUGUGGACGCAGUGAAUUGGGUUUGCCGCCUCGAUGGUGUGAAGAUUACGGAAUCUUUGUAGGCUGUGGCGCAGCGUUACUUCCUCGGAAAUGAACGACCAGGAUAAUGAAGUCAGGAAGGAGGGUUCGGAGUGUGGGGUUCCUGGGAAUUCAUCAGGAGAGAGAGGUUUCUUCCACUUGCACGUCAGAAACCCCUCCAGACUGUAGACGUCCAGACGGUAGCGAUAUUAGCGAUUGGGGAUGAAAUCAGGCCGCGUUAGCGCCCUGUAAAUAGAUUCUAUGUGCACUUACGACUGGGAAGUGAAAGGCCACUCCUAGAAAGCCUGUUCUAGAACAUUCAGACAUGCUUCGGGACUUUGGGAAUCCACAUAUGUAAAACUGAAUGUUGUUGUUUUGCGUACAUACAGUUUAGUGUAUAUAUUGCACACACACAUACGCACACGCGCACACACACAGAACCAAGAAGUUGAGGUAAUUCCCAGGAAUCCUGAGGAUUUUAAAGUUCACAUUGGUUCCGCAGUGAUUAUAUGCAGUAACUCUAAGGAGGGGGGGGAAUUUGUUGCAUUGGAAGGGUGGCCCUCACAGGAGCGGGGUUCCCCACACUGGGGUCAUCCCGACUAAUGACCUUGUUCUUAUCCCGAACUUCAUUUCUUUUUUUUUUUACUUCUCAAAUACAAUAUUAUAACAGCCUAUAUUAAUCAAAUUAAUAUGAUAAAGGAUAUCAUGUAUUCACCAAGCCUUGUCUUGUUUUUAAAAAACAUGUAUUUUAUAUUUUUAUAAGCAUUUAAUCGAAAUUAUUAACAUGUCGUUGAGCCAUUCUUUGUUUUGUGUCGUAUUUUCCCGGCUGCUUGUCAGUCUUAGGCGUCAUUGUCCUCUCGCCUUCCUCUUUACACCUUCAGAUAACUAACACUCUGUAAAGAAGUUGCUUCUUCCUUUUAGAAAUGCAGUCUCCCUCAUAUUCUGAAAUAUUCGAUCCUUGCGCCUUGAGAAUCGCGUUGCGUUGUGGGACGCCAGUUGCAGUCUCUCGACAAACUUAUUGGAGCUUUACACAUUGGGCAGCAUUCGCUUUGGCGGACGUCAAAGCGGACGGGCAGCCCAUGGCGGACCAGGGCCUUGUCUGAGCGUCCCCAGCGGACCGGGGCCUUGCCCGAGGGUCCCCAGCGGACCGGGGCCUUGCCCGAGUGUCCCCAGCAGACCAGGGCCUUGCCCGAGUGUCCCCAGCGGACCGGGGUCCCCAGCGGACCGGGGCCUUACCCGAGUGUCCCCAGCAGACCGGAGCCUCGCCCAAGUGUCCCCAGCGGACCGGAGCCUCGCCCAAGUGUCCCCAGCGGACCAGGGCCUUGCCCGAGUGUCCCCAGCGGACCAGGGCCUUGCCCGAGUGUCCCCAGCGGACCAGGGCCUUGCCCAAGUGUCCCCAGCAGACCGGGGCCUUGCCCGAGCGUCCCCAGCGGACCAGGGCCUUGCCGAGCUCUCGUUACGGCUUCAUUCGAAAUGGCCGCUCGGUGGCUCUCUCAGCAGCUACGAUGACAGAGGAGACGCAGCAGCAAUUCCCUUCAGUUUUAAGGCUUGUUUUGUAUUCUGUGUUAUAAAUGUGAAAGUAUCAUUUUCCCUCCUGUUUUCUGCGCCAUGUUUUUUGCAUGACCGGUCGUGCCUCUCGAGUUACUGCUGUUGCGAUCUCACUUGCACUAUCCCCAAGAAGCACAGACACCUCACCUCUGCACUCGCCCCGCUAAAACACAGACUGCUUCCCUCCCCACGGGCCUGACGCACGCGCUCAUAAAAACACACACAUGCAUACAUCAAACACACGUACACGCACGCACACAUACACACACAUACGUUUAAGUCCCACCUAUGUCAUCAGCCGACUGUGGGAUGUAAUGGCAGUAUGUAAAGGCGAGAAUGUAGCGGCAGGAUGUAAUGGUGGGAAUGUAAUGGGCUUCAUGCAUGUAAAGUGCUGUAACUAGCUGUAGAAUAAGUGCAGUACAUCUGUGUCUGACUGCAGGAUUUUCAUGGUUCUGUGUCCACUUUCCCUAAAGCUAUAAUGCAAUAUAUGCCCAAUAUUUAAAUAGGUAUUGUGCUGUCUGUUGGACAGUACAGCUUAGAAUGUUCCCCCAAUAUUUAGUAAAUGAACCUAACUUUACGAUAAGAUUUACUACUAUAGUGAACUAUGACUGACUGCAUUCUAAUGGGAAAAAUGAAUCCAAACAAACAUCACUACUGUCUUUAAUCAGUACAUAAAGUGGCCUUGUACAAUGUGAGGUAUCGUGUUGCUUUACUCUAAGGCAUGCACGGUGGAUUGGGGUGCUGCAUUUGCUCCCAGCAACCAAAGCAGACUUGUUUGACAUUUUUUUCCGUCUACGUGUUUUUCCUAAUCAUUGAUUACCAUUGGUUUUUGCCUACUGCAAAGGGACAUCCAUUGUGCUCUACAAUGAAGAUUCAAUGACCGUAACAUGGCAGCUAUGCUUUAAGCCCAGCGCAAUUAUAAAUGUGUACACCUUAGAAGGUCACAUUCAUUCAAUUUUGGGACUUUCUAAAAAUCGUGAUGGAUUAUUAUAUAUAUUUCUAAUACAUUACACGCACCAUGUGCCUUGGUUUCCAACUGGCAAAUGAAAUGAGAGAUGUGAAAUGGCUUUUUGCAUGUCUCUGAAAGUAUAAGUGAGAGAUUGAGGUUGUCGAGAUGUAGGAAGACUCACUUAGUACGUUUCAUUGGAACUCUGUGGUAAGGUGUGAGAGCGUGAAAUAUGAUAAAAUAUAACCAUUUUACAUUUAACUUCAGUUGUCACUCUGAAGAUCAACACCCCAGCAACAACCUACAUGUGGCUUUUUUUCAACUGUUACUUGCAUGCCAAGACAUUUUUACAUAUAAUUUAAAGACUUUUGGGGUUAUUUUCAGGAUUACAUUGCUCUUAUAAGCAACCUAGUGCAAAGUGUUGUUUUGGUUUAGAAAGUCUGCUUUAAAAAAAGGCUGAGAAGAUGAUGGAAUCGAUGAUGGCAUGUGAAUAUCGAUAAAGGUGAAGGUCUUGUUUUUUUACUAAAACCUAAGAAAUCGGUUUGCUGAAAUGAUGAUUGAAUGUGAAGAAAGGAGAUGGAGGACACUUUAAGAAUUUGCACACCUUCCUUGAAAGUAUCAGUACCGUUAAGUACUGUUACUACUUCCUGUAUUGUUACUACUUCCUAUAUAGUUCUGUCCUACUUCCUAUACUGUUAACUACUCUCUGUACUAUUAACUACUUCUUGUACUGUUACUACUUCCUGUUUUUCUCCAAGAACCCCCAAACUGUCAAGUACUGACAAGUGACUUUUGAAACAAGUGCCCUUGUGUGAAUGUUGUGGCCUGAAACAGCUCAGUAUUUGAGUGCCAGGCUUUUAGAUCACUGUGAUCUAUUUGGACGUGUGGAGAUCUAUUCUGCCAGCUCUCUAACUGAGAGACUUUUCAGCUCGCUUUUUUAUUAAUGGAAGCAGCAGCAGCAGCUACAACCAAUAUUAUUUCCUGUAUUUGUCAUGGUUUCUGUGUGAAGCCGAGUCUACUCUUCUGAAAAUGCAGUAUCAGUGUAUUAUGUACAGUUUUUUGUAUUUUAUUAUUGUGUUUUAGUGCUUUUAAUGUUUGUAUCGCUUGGCCUUUAAAAGGCCUUCACACACCGUAUACUAUUUCAUACGUUUUUCAUCCCUGAUUCAUUUAUCUGCUUUUUAUUGCCAUGUUGUUGUUUUUUUUGGUUUUUUUUUAAAUACAGUACAUAUCUUGUAGCUUCAAUGUUCUCCUACUUCUACAUUGUUAUGUUUCAUCUUUGUACCAUUAAAGAGGUUUUUAAUGACUUGUGAAA